Racocetra fulgida is the source of this 652-nucleotide messenger RNA. The record is from the annotation of a GenBank genome assembly. Lineage: Eukaryota; Fungi; Glomeromycota; Glomeromycetes; Diversisporales; Gigasporaceae.
ACGACAAGGAAAAAUUCUUUAUAUGCCAUCAUUUAUUUUAAUUCGUGAUCUUAAAGAACAAAUUAUAGCAAGAAUUAAGGAAAAAACUUCAAAUAUAGAAUUAUUUAAUCAGUUAUCAUUUUCUUCAGAAAGGUGGAUUGGAUAUCAGUUUUUUCCAAAAAAUCCUUGGGCACGAGUUAGUACAGAAUAUGUUGUUAAAUAUCAAGAAUAUGUAGCAUUUAUUUUUGCAGAUGAUAAGCAUAAAAUUCCAAUUGGUGAAGGAAGUCCUACCUCUACAGGUGUUUGUAAUCAUGAUCAACAUUAUAAAGAAUUUUUAGAAUUAUAUGGACAAAAAACAACUGAGCAAUUUCGUCCAUCAAAUAGCAAAGUAUUAUUAAAUGAACAAAAUAAUGAUACAAAUACUAGACAUUUUGUUAAUAAUUUAAUUCACAUGUUAGUAGAAUGUGAUUUUUGUGGAAAAUAUCGAUGUAUUUAUUCUCAAACUUUAUUAGAUGAUCAAGAAAUGGAUUUACUUACAACUUACUUAGAAGAUAUUUCAUAUAAAUUAAAAGAUAAUUUCAAAAAUAUUUAUCCGUUAUGUAAUUCUUGUCAGGAAAAUGGUUAUAAAUGGUCAACUCGUGCACCAAAAAUACAUGAUAAAAUUUAUAAAUAA